This is a messenger RNA of Lethenteron reissneri (Far Eastern brook lamprey), 2257 nucleotides long. Its product is annotated as endothelial zinc finger protein induced by tumor necrosis factor alpha-like. NCBI's taxonomy places the organism in Eukaryota, Metazoa, Chordata, Hyperoartia, Petromyzontiformes, Petromyzontidae. The record is from RefSeq and is a predicted model, not a curated record.
AUGGAGCACGUGCUCGACUCGCUCGGGUGGCUGCUCAAGGAGGUGGACUCAUCCUUCCUCAUAUACCUGACGAUGCUGCCGUGGCUGCCGACCGAGGCAGUUUGGCCGCCCUGCUCCACGUUGCCGUCGUUCGGCCGGGCCUGCGACCUCUACCUGCGCGUCAGCAACCUACGGCGUCUGCUCGGGUGCCACGCCGCGUACCUCGCCCUGGAGAUGUCGGCAAACAGCAUGCUGGCCGGCGACCUCAGUGAGCGGGUCUCCAUAGAGAGAGGAGUGCCCUUCUGCACUGCGUCAGAGCACAUCCACACCGUGUACGAGUACCUGCAGGCAGAGUGCUCCAACCAGCAGCUGCAGGACUUGUUCCGGUACCAUCCCGCCGUGUUUGUGCCCGACACGACUCGGAGGGCAGGAGGCAGCAUUCAGAAUCUGGGGAGAGCGGGAGCGACGUCGGGGACGACGCCAUGCAGGGCUGCUUCCGCUACCUGCACGAGGUGUGCUGGCCCAACCCCACCUGGCUGUUUCUUCGCUACGCGUCGCUGCAGCAUGAGGUGUGCUGCCGCAGCUUUGGCUCUUCUACGGCCGCUGGAUCAACAUGGACGAUUUGUUCCUGCAGGCCAAGCCCGCUUGAGCUGCUGUACCGCUCUUGUUUUCAGAAGCGACCUGCCCACAACAACAACAACAAGCUGCUGCUUCCUCUGUCGCUUCCUCUGCAGAAUUUGUCUCAUGGAGCAAAGGUACUCGGCGCGGCUCGGUGCAAAAAGGCAUCAAUGCGACCGGUGUGCAUACAGCACGGAUUAUAUUGGCAAUUUGACACGGCACCAGAGAACUCACACAGGAGAGAAACCCUUUAAGUGCAGUGUGUGUGGGAAGGCGUUUUCACAUUCAUUUACUCUUGUAGAACACCAGAGAACUCACACGGGAGAGAAACCCUUCAAGUGCAGUGUGUGUGGGACGGCGUUUGCACAGUCAUCUACUUUUGUAGCACACCAGAGAAUUCACACGGGAGAGAAACCCUUCAAGUGCAGUGUGUGUGAGAAGACAUUUGCACAUUCAUCUGAGUUUGUAGCACACCAGAGACCUUACACAGGAGAGAAGCCCUUUAAGUGCAGUGUGUGUGGGAAGACGUAUGCACAUUCAUCUUCUCUUGUAAUACACCAGAGAACACACACGGGAGAGAAACCCUUCAAGUGCAGUGUGUGUGGGAUAGCGUUUGCACGUUCAUAUACUCUUGCAGAACACCAGAGAACACACACGGGAGAGAAACCCUUCAAGUGCAGUGUGUGUGGGAAGGCGUUUGCACUUUCAUCUACUCUUGUAGAACACCAGAGAACGCACAUGGGAGAGAAACCCUUCAAGUGCAGUGUGUGUGGGACGGCGUUUGCACAGUCAUCUACUUUUGUAGCACACCAGAGAACUCACACAGGAGAGAAACCCUUCAAGUGCAGUGUGUGUGAGAAGACAUUUGCACAUUCGUCUGAUUUUGUAGCACACCAGAGAACACACAAGCAUCAGAAGAUCCAUCAGGAGUGGAGUCUGAAAUCAGCUUGUGAAAGUCAAAGUGCUGCAAUGAGCCCAUCCCUCAUGAAACAAGAACCGGAAGAAAAUACCAGCUUGGACACUGUUAAAGGUAUCGAGGUGAAAUAUGAAGAGGUGAAGGUGAAAUGUGAAGAAGUGAUGGUGAAGAGCGAAGAAGUGAUGGUAAAAUGUGAACAUGAAGAUUCAAAUCCAAAAUCGGACCUUCACAUCGAUGGAGGCAACGUGAAGCAGGAGGAGAAUUCUGACUGUGAGGCAGAGCGAGGAAGCAUCUCCCUCUGGAGCAACUCCUUGUCUUUGAAAUAGGGAGCACACUCGGAUCAUUCAUCAGUUACAAGGCAUACCACUCAAAAGUUACACGUAGAGGAGAUACAUUCUCUACAACACGGAUUAUAAUUUUGUAUUACUUGUUGACGUAGAUUUUGUCGAAUUAGGACGAGAAAUGCUCCUUACUGAUUAAAGUCUGGAUGUUGACAACCAUGGGUUGAAGCAAGCCGGACCGCCUGCGGUGCCCUCUCACAACCAUUUACGGUCUUGGGCCAGGAAAGUCACGAAAAAAAUUGCACAUGAACGACGCAUCCACGCAAGCACCCGAUGCUCCGUUUUGAAGUUUUAAAAUGAAACAACUUUGAAUUGUAUUAUGUUUUGAAUUUGAUAAUUGUAUUUCUUAAUUAAAAUCGGAUAUCAUUUUACAUCUGGAAGACUUAAUUGAAAACGACAUUUC